This is a messenger RNA of Cuscuta europaea, 3199 nucleotides long. NCBI's taxonomy places the organism in Eukaryota, Viridiplantae, Streptophyta, Magnoliopsida, Solanales, Convolvulaceae. The record is from the annotation of a GenBank genome assembly.
CUGGGCUACUAGCCGUGUGGGUUACCCUCAAGUGGGUCUAAGAUGCCAUUCUUGAAUAAUUACCAUUUUUAGCAGGUUAGGCCCAAAAUAACAUUUGGGCUGCCCGACCGUUCUUACUUUGUAUCGAAGGGUUAUAUAUCUUUAUUUAAAAAUGUUGGGCCCCUAUAUCAAUAAGAUGACCUAAUUAAUUAUUUGGAAGUCCAUUACUAUUAUACGAGCCCAAACAGUAAUAUGAUUAAUCACACAUUACGUAAAACUUUAAUCGUUUUACAAUUGUUCGAUAAUAGGGAAAUUCAAUACAUAAGAUUUGAAUUUUAAUUUGAAUUUUCAAAGACGUUCGGGUGCGGUGUCACAAAAGAAACAACAGAGAUUGUCUUACAUUGGAGCAUCACUAUAAGUUUGAUAUAUUUAAUUCUAUUAGUUGCGGAUAAGCUUAUGCUAGAAACUGAAUUAUCGCUUCAAGGAUGAUGUAGUAGAGUUACUUGUUCUGAGUUCUGCUUUGGACCCAAGAGAUGAUUAUAAGUCUUUUCAGGUUGAAGAUAUAUGCAAACUUGUGAACAAGUUUUAUCUGAUGACUUCUCUACAAUGGAAAAGGAACACUUGAGAAUUCGGAUGGAGCAUUUCAAAUUUGAUGCUCAACAAAAUCUAGAGUUGAAGAAAGCAUCAACACUAGCGGAAUUGUGUGAAUUAAUGACGAAGACUCGGAAGUCAACAAUUUAUCCUCUUGUUGAUAGGAUAAUCCAUCUCUUACUAACUCUUCUAGUUUUAAUGGCAACCACAGAAAGAGCAUUUUCAACCAUGAAAAUUGUGAAGACUUGCCUCCGAAAUAAAAUGGAGGAUGACUUUCUUUCAAACUACCUGAUGACAUAUAUAGAGAGAGAUAUAGCUCAGGGGUUAAUUCAACAAUGUAGAGAGAUAAGCUCUCAUAUCUCCCUAAGAAUCCGGAAAAAUUUUCUUUGACCAGAAAUGCACCUCCGGCAACACUCAGGCCGGUAUCCUCAACACACAAACUAUUGGGACGAUUCUUACUACUUCAACAGUAACACAUAUGGACGCUGGACACAAAGUAGCUCCAACCACAGGUGGAACCCCAGGAAAGAAAGCUUCUGUGAUGUACACCAGGCUACAAACGCUCGCACAAAGUAUUUACACAUCCCAUUCCAUCACGCUACUAUAUCUUCUUCCAGGCAGCAAGGCACAAGAACCGCAAACCUCUUGAAGACCAUGGGAAGCCGGAAUCUUCCUCGUCACAACCAGGUCUACUUUUCCGACCACCAUAUCCUUGAACGACAACAACAUCAUCCUCCAAAGCAGAUGAAUCUCACUUUCGCAACACCCUCGAAGGAACCUGAAGAAACUUGGUUUGAGGUCAGACGCAGGAAACACUGAACCCCUGCUCACUUCGUUCAGCGGGCCGUUCACCUACAUCGCGUCAACUCGUACACAGUAGCAUCCCAGGUAACCAUAAUCGAUUCAACUAUUUACUCUCAGAAGAUGACACCAACUGCUCUUUUAAUCCGUCUCAACACCAUCUCUGUUUCCCCAAUAAAACACAUAACAAUCGACGAUUUUUCACAAACAAAGGGGAAACAAAGAAGAUAAACAGUUACCAAAAUAGGAACGGCAAAAACAAAAUCCUUUCAAUAGAAGACCCAAUCGCUGUUGAAGAUGGUGAAAUUCAGAGGUCCACGCUACCAACCACACCGCCUGAACCAACUUGUCAAACGGAAAUAAUAAAAUCCGCUCAUCUAGUUAUGUUGACGAUUUCGUGAAUUUGAAUGGCCGAAGAAAUGUCAUCAGUCCAUCACACCGGAGGGAGACCUACGCGCCGGCGGACCCAUCUUGUUCAGCACUGGGUCCUUUGGUUGACACACCUGCGGUAUUCAAUCAUGCUGUCGAGGAGCCCCUCUCGCUUGGCCCAUUCCGUCAGCUCACAUGGGCAAACCUGGUGAGGUCUGAUCCGGACAAAAAUUGUGACCAGGCUGUCUCUCCAGGGAAGACGUACUUGGACGAUAAAUCAACGGAUCUGCCAAGCUUGAUACAUCUCAAAUCCGCUCAAAUGAGCAUUUUACCUGUGUCUAAUUUGGUCGAAAAAUUUAAUUUCUCUGGAGAAGAUGGCUUUGAUUCGAUUCAGAUCGAAUCAAAAAAUUUCAAAUUUGCAAAACAGAAAAAGAAAUUAUUAUUUUCGAAAUUCAAAAAAAAAUCCUUCAUAAGAUUAAUAUCAAAUUAAAUUUAGUUAAUAAAAUUCUUCAUUUUAUUACACAACUCACGAAGGAUUUUUCUAAUCUUAAAAUGCAUUGCAAAUUUGGAAACAUCACAGUCUCCUCUGAAUCUUACAAAUCAGGCAGUUUUUAAGGAUUGCUAAAGAACAGGGGACAUAUGUCCUUAUCCCUAUGGGGGGGGGGGAGAAAAUCAAGCCAGAUUGAAUUUCUGAACAUUUUCUCUAACUUUGUGGGACUCCAAAAAUUACCAUUGGAAGACCCCAUGCUGUUUUUUCACAGGAACACCGGAGACACAGAGAUAUUUACAUCCGAUAUUUUGAUAAGUUGUGCCAUCAAAUCACAGUCAAUCUCUGCAAAAAAGGAAAAUUGUGACUUUGAUGAGGAGGUUCCCGAGGCAAUUCUCCCAGAUGCGCACAACUCGCCUAAAAUUUCCAAGGACGUCCACACUCAACCUAUGGAUUGAGACAUGUCAAACGACAAAUUAGACACAUCUUCAAGAUAUCCAUCAGAACAAGAAUCACUGGACCGGUUCACUGAGACCAAAGUUGCUCCUAAUAUAAAAAGAAGGAGCACUCGCAUCAGAUCCAAGAUAGCGCAUGCUCUGCACUAAUUUGAUUGGGUUUCCUAGAGUAGCAUCUUUGAUGUGUGUUUACUUUUCUUGAAUUGUUUUUUCCUUUUCUAGCAUUGUACUUUUUCUAUUAUCAAUAAAAUUUUACUUUUCCCAAAAAAAAUAAAGCUCAGGGGUUUUCAACAGAUUCUAUCAUUGAUGACUUUGAUCUUUUAAAAAAAUGUAGAGUUCAGUUUAGAAUGCCCAACUUUCAUACAUAGAAGGGGUUGAAUAAAAUUUCCUAUUUUGUUGUUCUUUUUGUUGAAGUUAUGUGAAAUAUUAUGCAUUUGGUAAUCUAAACAUUUUAGCAAAUAUAUGCUACAUUUUGUAAUACUCCGUAUGACCGUAUAAAAUUUUGCGAUUUCGCCCC